Eruca vesicaria subsp. sativa (arugula) is the source of this 1521-nucleotide messenger RNA. NCBI's taxonomy places the organism in Eukaryota, Viridiplantae, Streptophyta, Magnoliopsida, Brassicales, Brassicaceae. The record is from the annotation of a GenBank genome assembly.
AAAGAAACAACUCUCAUACAAAAAACGACCAGCGGCGAAGAGAAACUCUUUCUUCCAAAAAAAAAAAAUGAUGGAGGAGAAGCCAGGGUUUGGAUUCCGUCCGUACGACGAGGAGCUCGUGGGUUACUAUCUCCGUCAUAAAAUUCUCGGAAACAAUAGUCUCGUCGACGGAGUCAUCAGAGAGAUCAAAAUCUGCAGCUUAGAUCCUUGGAACUUGCGCCUUCAAUCCAAGAUCAAAUCGAGAGAUCUUGUAUGGUACUUCUUGUCCCGUCCAGAAAACAAAGGGGGUAAACAGAGCAGGACGACGCCUUCCGGGUCCUGGAAGCUCACCGGAGAUCCUGUGUAUGUCAAUGAUCGGUGGGGAAACUUGUCUGGUUUUCGAGGUACGAUUGGUUAUAAGAGGGUUUUAACGUUCAGCAAGGGGACGAGCACCAGCUCCAAAUCAGACUGGGUGAUGCACGAGCUUCACUACACCCACACUGACUUGCCUGAACACAAGAGAACAUCCUAUGUGAUAUGCAGACUGGAAUAUAAAGGUGAUGAUGUGAACAUUCUAUCUGCAGAUCCCACUCCCACUAUGGCCAAUAGUGCAAGCUCUGCUGUGGUCGACCAAUCAUAUCAAGGGAAUUCUGGUUAUUACAAUACUUUGUCCGAGUAUGAUUCAGCGUAUCAGUUUAAUGGAAACUAUGACUCGCAGCCAUCAUCUCAAGGAUUUUCAGAAUAUUUCAACCAUACCUCGGAGUAUGGUUUGGCAAAUCAAAACCACUGGUUUAGCAACGUGCAACAACAACAACAAGUUCCUUACUCGGCCGCAUAUCAAGAUGAUUAUGAUAUGUUGAAGCAGGUUGUUGAAGAAAACUAUGACUAUUUGAUAGAUGAAAGGACAUGUAUGCGAGAAGAUUCCAGCCAUCACCAGCCUAAAAGGCCUGUCACUGGGGUUUUCCCCGAUUAUAGCAGUGAUAGUGACACUGACUCAAUGGUUGGGAGAGAUGACGCUUGGAGUUCGACCGAUAGUGUUGGUAGUAAAGAUGGACCAUACCACACUCCUAAAGAUAGAACUCCAUCAUUGAGUACUGUUGAGCCAUUGCACAAUCAUGAGCCACAAAAGCAACCAAAGCAGCAGGAGUUGCAGAGCAAAGAAAAGGUGAUAAAUAAGCAACAAAGAGAAUUCGAGUGGAAAAUGGCUGAAGACGCGAUCAAGAAGGCUCCAUCCACCACUGUAGUGAAACAGAGCUGGAUUGUUCUGGAGGAGAUAAGUCAAAGGAGUUCACGGUGGAUCUAUCUCAAGAACAUCACUGGCCUCUUACUGUUCAUCUUCAUAAUUGGUUGGAUCACUCUUGCUGGUUAGGUGAUCAAAAUCCGGUUUUUAGCCACAAGUUUCUUUCUUGUCUUCUGUAAUUUUUUGUUUUGUUUUGUUUGCUCUGUUUUCUUGCUUGUAAGAAUAUGAAGUUGUGCAAUUUAUGUAUAUGGAAAAAAAAAAGUGGUACAAAAGAAGUAUGUAGAUAAAUAAAUAAAAUAAAG